This is a messenger RNA of Debaryomyces hansenii CBS767, 933 nucleotides long. It is a transcript of the gene RPP0, whose product is annotated as 60S ribosomal protein uL10. NCBI's taxonomy places the organism in Eukaryota, Fungi, Ascomycota, Pichiomycetes, Serinales, Debaryomycetaceae. The record is from RefSeq and is a predicted model, not a curated record. The transcript has a single exon. Gene Ontology annotation, biological process: ribosomal large subunit assembly; cytoplasmic translation; ribosome biogenesis. Gene Ontology annotation, molecular function: large ribosomal subunit rRNA binding; structural constituent of ribosome. The coding region runs from base 1 to 933 and encodes 310 amino acids. Gene Ontology annotation, cellular component: cytosolic large ribosomal subunit.
AUGGGUGGUGCUCGUGAAAAGAAGGUUCAAUACUUCAGCAAAUUAAGAGAAUUAUUAGAAGAAUACAAGUCUAUCUUCAUCGUUGGUGUCGAUAAUGUUUCGUCCCAACAAAUGCACGAAAUCAGAAAAGCUUUACGUGGUGAUGCUACUGUUUUGAUGGGUAAGAACACCAUGGUUAGAAGAGCCUUGAGAGGAUUCUUAGCUGACUUACCAGAAUACGAAAAGUUGAUGCCUUUCGUUAGAGGUAAUGUUGGUUUCAUUUUCACUAACAGUGACUUGAAGACCAUCAGAGACACCAUUGUUUCCAAUGUUGUUGCUGCUCCAGCUAAGGCCGGUGCUGUUGCUCCAAAGGAUGUCUGGAUUCCAGCUGGUAACACUGGUAUGGAACCAGGUAAGACCUCUUUCUUCCAAGCUUUAGGUGUUCCAACCAAGAUUGCCAGAGGUACCAUUGAAAUUGUUUCCGAUGUUAGAGUUGUUGAAACCAACAGCAAGGUUGGUCCUUCCGAAGCUACCUUGUUGAACAUGUUGGACAUUUCUCCAUUCACCUACGGUAUGUCUGUUGUCCAAGUUUACGACAACGGUCAAAUUUUCCCAUCUUCUAUCUUAGAUAUUACUGAUGAUGAAUUAGUUGGUCACUUCGUUUCCGCUAUCAACACCAUUGCUUCUAUCUCCUUAGCUGUUGGUUACCCAACCUUACCAUCUGUUGGUCACUCUGUUGUUAACCACUACAAGAAUGUCUUAGCUUUAUCUAUUGCUACUGACUACACCUUCGAAGGUUCUGAAGCCAUCAAGGACAGAUUAGCUAACCCAGAUGCUUACGCUGCUGCUGCUCCAGCUGCUGCUGCUUCAUCCUCCGCUGCUGCUGAAGAAGCUCCAGCUGAAGAAGAAGAAGAAGAAUCUGAUGGUGACAUGGGUAUGGGUUUAUUCGAUUAA